Ostreobium quekettii is the source of this 1365-nucleotide messenger RNA. NCBI's taxonomy places the organism in Eukaryota, Viridiplantae, Chlorophyta, Ulvophyceae, Bryopsidales, Ostreobiaceae. The record is from the annotation of a GenBank genome assembly.
AUGAACCUCACUGACUUCCUGCAAUCGCUGGAGGCGUCGCACCUGGCCAGGCUCUACGACCACCAGUGGACCGUGCAGGCCGUCUUCCGGUCGCUGCCGCCCGUCGCCAAGCAGUACGCCCUGAGGCUGCUGUUCGUGGACCCGGCGGAGCACGUGCCCGCGGUUGUGUUCGACAGCUGGAUCAAACCCGAACACCGGAGCAAGCACGAUUCUGCCAAGGCCAACCUAACAAAGCUCCAGGUGCUCAUCUACUCGGAGAGAUCAGGAAGCCCUGGGUAUCGCCUUCACCCCAAGUUUCAAGCGCUGCUGAAGUUGGCUGUGUGCGGGGGGGGGACAAUUCAUGCCACAGUACCGGCUGACGUCGUGCCACACAUCCCAUCACGAAGUGCUCUGAAUGCACAUGCAGAGGGUCAAUGGGAGGCAAUGCUCCUGUACUUGGUUGGAACCAGGGGGUCCCCUCCAGACAUCCAAACUGGACUGGAGGUGGAGCCAUUGCCCUUCGAUGAGCUCUUCAGGGGUGCUGGUUUGGUGGUGUCUAACAGGAGUUCAGCUCGAUCCCACAUCAGUGAUUCAGGCUUCCAGUUCCUUCUUCUGGACACCUCCAGUCAAGUGUGGGUCGCCAUCAGCGAAUACAUAAGCCAAGCAGAGAAAACAAUGGGCGUGAACAUGUCUGAGGUUGUCAGCUUCCUGCUUGAAUUGGCUUUCCGGCCAAUGACGCACCCGGGGCACAUGCGGGACCUCAACCAUGGUCAAAGCAGGGUGGCUGCACACAUGACGCAGCUGGGCAUCAUGAUGAUGUUCAAGGCUGGCACAUCGAUAAUGUAUUGCCCCACACCGCUGGCCAGGUGCCUGUGCAACAGCUCUACAGCUGGUGUGGGGGGAUCGCAGCAGCAGGGCUUCAUUGUCGUGGAGACCAACUACAAGCUGUAUGGCUACGUAACGUCUGCCAUCCAGCUGGCUAUCUUGGAGCUCUUCACUCGCCGCGAGUGCCGCUUGCCCAACCUGUUCGUUGGAAGCAUCAACCGCGACAGCAUCGCCAACGCCCUGUCUUGCGGCAUAACCGCUGAGCAGAUCAUCUCCUACCUACAGGCGCACUCACACCCCAAGAUCAACCACAGGGUGCCAAUUGUGCCAGAGGUUGUGGCAGAUCAGAUUCGGCUGUGGGAGGCGGACAUGUUGCGUGUCAAAACCCUGCCGUCUGUGCUGUACGACGAGUUCCCGUCGCGCUAUGUCUUCACGGAAGCCACUUCCUAUGCUCAGCAGAAGGGCGUGUACCUGUGGGACGACGGCAAGUCGAAGCUAAUUGCUAAGCUUGAAGGCGACCAAGAGAUGCGAACGCGCAUAAAGGAGCUGAGAGGCAGGUAA